Messenger RNA from Anisakis simplex (herring worm), 354 nucleotides. Lineage: Eukaryota; Metazoa; Nematoda; Chromadorea; Rhabditida; Anisakidae. The record is from the annotation of a GenBank genome assembly.
AUGUACGAUGUGAAAGAAGCUGGUGAAAGAGCAAAGGCAUUCCGACCGCAAGAACAAGACUACAAAUCGAAGUUGUCGAUGGCUGAUGCGCGUUCCACGAAUGCUGACGAUUACAAGGCAUGGAAUGCGCAGAAACCUGUGAUCGCCAAGCCUCCUACAAACUACCAAGUAACUUUGCAGUUAUUGAUUUCAAUCCAACGCAAGGAUUUACAACCAAAUCGACCAGCCAAGAGGAAUUCAUUUCAAAGGAAUUCGAAAGAUCGAAAUCAGUCAGACCUCCACCAACCAGAGUUGGGCUACGAUCCGGGCAGUUCAACGCUUCCAGCACUCACAAAUCUGAUUUUACAGAAAAAA